GUGCUAUCCCAAGUAAAGGCGGUCGUAAUAUCACUCCUUAGAAGGGUUAAACAGCCGCAGAGCCUUUUGGGACUACGACUCUACGAGGCCAUGAUGCCUCCGGCGGCUUCAUUCCCGGUUUACGCUCAACGUUCCACCGCCGACUCUUUUCAUAACCGACUCAUCGACAUUGUAAAAGUUGCUCUCAUCAAAAUUUUCGUAUCUCCUUACGCCACCGUGUGUGAAUUGUACUGUGGAAAAGUUCCUAAUGAAGAAAAGUGGGAUGAGUCUCAAAUUGGCCACUACAUUGGUUUUGAUGUAGCGGCAUCUGGUGUGAAUGAAAAAAAGGAAGCAUGGGAGAGUCAGCGCAAAUUUUACGUAACUGAGUUGUUUGAGCUUGACCCUUGCACUGAAGAUUUGAAAACAUAUCUUCUGGAUAAAGACACACAGGCUGAUAUUGUUUUCUGCAUGCACAAUUUUCAGUUGUGUUUUGAAACUGAAGCAAAAGCGAGGAAGCUUUUGCAUAGUGUAUCAUCUUUGUUGAAACCUGGGGGUUAUUUUCUUGGCAUCACAACUGACUCAUCUACUAUAUGAAUCUUACCUGGAUCAUUCGGUUGACAAGACUGUUGUAAUGGUAUUCUGAAAGUGCUUGCCGGGCUCAAUCGUUGAUCAAGCCUUGGGGCUCUAGCGCCUUGGCGAGGCAUAUCGUGACCUUGCUCAUGAGUCAAGACUGAUUCAUUUCUUGAAAAGAAAAAAUAUCAUGUUAUUUAUACUUCGAUAGGAAUCUGAAUCUUUUUGAAUUUUAACCAUCCAAGAAUUUCAGGGCAAAGUACCAGAAGAACGUUGAAGCUUGCCACCACAAGGGCAUUGGAAUGAAGCCUAACAGUGUCCCCAAUUGCAUUAGAUCUGAGAGUUACACAAUAGCUUUUGAAGUCGAGGAAGAGAAGUUUCCUUUUUUUGGAAUGAAGUACCAGCUGAAGUUUGCAAAUGAUAUCUCUGCUGAAACACACUGUCUGGUUCAUUUCCCAAGCUUGAUAAGGUUGGCCAGAGAGGCUGGCCUUGAUUAUGUCGAGAUUCAAAACUUGACUGAUUUUUAUGAUGAUUAUAGAGCACAGUUUGUAGGAAUGCUACAAGAUGCCAACCAUAAUAUCACUGAUUCUAGGGGCAGACUUCUCCCUAGAGCUUAUGAUGUUCUUGGACUGUUCACGACGUUUAUAUUUCAAAAACCUGAUCCGGACGUUGUUCCACCUCUGAUGACUCCAUUUUUAGUGAACAGAAUUUACAAUGAUGAUGAGAUGACACACAUGGAUUCACAAGGGCUGGGGUGGCGAGAUGAUGAGAGGAAUGGACAGCCCGAUUCAUCUCAGGGGUUGGGAAAGAUAACGGAGCAAAAGGGGAUAUUAGGUCCGGGCCCCGCAGAAUUGCGUUUCCCUGAGGCACUUUGACCCGAGAAACAUCAAUGGGGCACUCAUUGUUGUACAGUUUAGUAGUUUUCAACCAUGACAUACAUGUGUCAGUGUGUCAUUGUUGUACAGUUUUUUGGCUUAUGAGACUUACCACCCAAAUUUUUACCAAUCAUAUAGUGGCUUAAUUAGUUGAAAUUCUUUGGCUUAUCAGCCUUACCCGCCAAUUUUUUGCCAAACAUAUAGUGAUUUAAUUAAUUGAAAUUAGUGUAAAGGACUA
Messenger RNA from Cuscuta europaea, 1662 nucleotides. The record is from the annotation of a GenBank genome assembly. NCBI's taxonomy places the organism in Eukaryota, Viridiplantae, Streptophyta, Magnoliopsida, Solanales, Convolvulaceae.